Paramecium sonneborni is the source of this 635-nucleotide messenger RNA. NCBI's taxonomy places the organism in Eukaryota, Ciliophora, Oligohymenophorea, Peniculida, Parameciidae. The record is from the annotation of a GenBank genome assembly.
AUGAAAAAUAAAUUCAUGAAACAUUAGAAGCAAUAUACAAAAUUCAUAAUCUAAAAUAGAUUGCAGUUGAUUUAGAUUUAACAGAAAAGGUAUGGAUUUAAUUCUUACGUAGUAAGUGUUUAGUAGAGAAACUAAAUAAUAAUAAUAAAGUGAAUAAUUUAAGGUUUUAUAAAAAGAAGUCAAGUCUAAAGAGAAUCAAGCAAGACUCAACUAUUAUAAAAAUAUAUGAGACCAAAUAUGGAUUUUAAAUCAUCAGUAAAUGAUUCUUUGGAGAAGAUCUUAAAAUAGAUAUAUUAAUAUAUAUAUCAAAUUUAACGAGAAAAUAAGAAUUAUUAGAAUAUGAAAAUUACUUUAAGACAUAAAAUUGUUAUCUGAAUUAUAUUCUAAAGAAUAAUAGAAAUUAACUAAACUAUUAGAGGAUAAUCAAUUCAUCGAUAAAAUAUAAGGGCAAUUUGAACUCUUAUUCAAUAGUUCUGAAUACUUUUAGAAGCUAGAUGCAUUAAAAAAAAAAAUUAAAGAUAUUAUGGAAACUUCCUUAACUACUUAAAAUGACUUUGUAUAUUUUAUUAAACAUAGAAAAAACCAAGUUUAAGUAGACUCUGCAAUAAUCAUAAAAAGAAAAUUAUUAUGAUUGA